This is a messenger RNA of Rotaria sp. Silwood1, 948 nucleotides long. The record is from the annotation of a GenBank genome assembly. NCBI's taxonomy places the organism in Eukaryota, Metazoa, Rotifera, Eurotatoria, Philodinida, Philodinidae.
AUGAAUAUGUGUCUAUUUAUUCAUAGAGAAAAUGAAACUAAUAAACUUAAAUUACAAAAAAUCCAAGUAAAACUUGAACAAAUAGAAGCUAAAGAACAAGAAAUAUUAAAUAAAUUAAAAGAAUCUCUUGCCAUAACUGAACAAAAUAAAUUUGAAAGAGUAGAAGCUAUUGUUGAACGUGAUCAAAUUAAAAUUGAACUUGUUGAAACUCAAAAGAGACUAAAAAAAUUCCUAGAUGAAAUAAAUGACAAGAUUAUUAAUGAAAAACAAAAUAUUGAAACGACAGAUUCUAUUAAACAUUCAAUUCAAAAAUCAAUAAGUGAACGUGAUCAAGCUAAUAGUAAUACCAUACAAAUUCGAUCAGAUUUUGAGAAAUUACUGUUACAAAGUAACCACGAUUUACUUCAACUUCGUUAUCAACUUAGUUCAACACAAAAUCGUCUUAAUGACACUGAAAGUGAAUUACUUCAAUCCAAGAAACAAUGUCUCGAUUUAACAAAAGAAAUAAAUCGUUUAACACAAGAAAACAUUAUGUUAAAAAGUAUUAAACAAAGUCUUGAACGAUCACGUGAAGAAAAUAUGAAUGCAAUUCUUGUUAUAUUUAAUAAACGUGAACAAGAUUAUCGAACAAUAAUUGAAAAUCUUGAACUAGAACGGCAUCAAUCAUUAUCUUAUCUUGAAAAUCUUGUUCAUGAUCAAAAUACAAUAUUAAAUAAAUUACAAAUAACAAUUGAAAACCAAGAAUUACAUAUAAAAUUAUUAAAUGCAUAUGAACAUCUUGAACAAUUCGAUAGCCAAUUAUUACAACAUUAUCAUACACAUAUUAAAUUACAGAAACGAAUUAUUGAUUUAAAUAAUCAAGUUAAAACUUAUGAAAAUAUUAUUAAUAAAAUUAAAGUAGAAGAUUUAAUUGCUUAUCCACAAAGAUUAACGCUUAUAUCCCAGUGA